ACACCAAGAUCACAUGUUAUGUACUUACAUGCUUGCAUAAAUAGUUUGACAAUAAAAGGCUUCUCUACUCCUUGUGUCAUCGAGCUCUCAGCAUCACUUCAGAGUGCGUAGUUGACUAGCUUCAUCAUUGCAAUUCUUAAAUAAAAAGAUUGAUUGUUUGAAGAAAUAACAAAGUCUCUCCUUAUUGGUUAGAAUUUCCACAUUCUGUCCUUGAAGGUUGUUGAAGAACAACUCAAUAGAUAAACAAUUAAUUCUACUCCACGUCCUCUACACCAUCUCUCUACAACCCAGCAUGGACUCCCUUCAGAAUUCUGAACUUCACCAGAGCAAUGUGGCACAGGCAGGCCGACGAAGGAGGUUGUCGAGCAGUGAUCAGUCUCUGGAUGUGAGCCCCUGUGAUGAAGCGCGUGUCUUGGUCAUUAACACCGGAGGGACUAUCGGGAUGACGUACCAUAAUAACGUGCUGUCCCCAGAGCCUAAUGCGUUUGUGAAGGCCCUGCGAAAGCUUCCCAUCCUCCAUGAUGAGGAGUAUGCUCUCCAGUCCCGUAUGUACGAAUAUUACAGCACGAGUGGACCACAGGAGAACACCCUGGUCCUGCCGCUGUCAAAACAGAAUAAGAGGAUAGUGUACACUUUUGUAGAGUACAGCCCUUUGCUGGACUCUUGCAAUAUGACCAUAGAUGACUGGGCUACAAUUGGGAAGGACAUUGAGAAACACUAUGAGAAGUAUGACGGUUUUGUCAUCCUCCACGGCACGGACACCAUGGCCUAUACAGCAUCUGCUCUGUCCUUCAUGUGUGAGCACCUGGGGAAGCCUGUCAUCCUCACCGGCUCCCAGGUGCCGAUCUAUGAGUUGAGGAACGAUGGAAGAAACAACCUCUUGGAGUCACUGCUGAUCGCCGGUCAGUUUUCGAUUCCUGAGGUGUGUGUGUAUUUCAAUCACUAUCUGUACCGAGGCAACCGUGUGACCAAGGUGGACUCUGGGAGUUUCAAUGCCUUCAAGUCUCCUAACCUGCCUCCUCUGGUCAAAUCUGAAGUGGAUUUUAAAAUUAACUGGGACACAGUAUUGAGGGCGAACACGACCACACGGUUCAGAGUGAGCACUCAGAUGAACCGUAACGUGGGUCUGCUGCGGCUCUUCCCAGGCAUCACUGCAGUGACCGUGAAGUCCUUCCUGCAGGCGCCCAUGGAGGGCGUCGUCCUGGAGACGUACGGUAGUGGUAACGCCCCUGACAACCAAGCUGACCUGCUGAAGGAGUUCCGGAAUGCCAUAGAGAGGGGUGUGAUCAUUGUCAACUGCACCCAGUGUCUGAGGGGUUCUGUCACCACAUCAUACGCCACCGGAAUGGUCCUGAGUGACGCAGGGCUGGUGGCAGGCAGUGACAUGACUUCUGAGGCUGCAUUCUGCAAGCUGUCCUACGUGCUGGCCAGGAAGGAGCUAAACAUAGAGGCCAAGAGGAGGAUGCUGAGUCAGAACCUGCGGGGGGAGAUGAUCAGUGACCUGCAGGGGGCCAAGCUCACUCUGAGUGACAGUCGCUUCAUUCAGGUCAUCGCCAAGUCCCUGAUCAUCAAUAGUAAGAAGGAGCUACAAGCCAUAAGGGAUGCCCUGACCCCCACCUUAGCUUGUGCUGCUUCUAAGAUUGGAGACGUGGGGGCCUUAGAUGCCUUAAAGGAGAUGGGCAGUAACCUGAGUCUGGGGGACUAUGAUGGACGCACCCCUCUGCACAUCGCUGCCAGUGAGGGCCACCUCAAAGUGGUGCAGUAUCUACUGGACCAGGGAGCCACCGUCCAUGCCAAAGAUCGCAAUGGGGACACACCCCUGCGCAACGCUGUGCAUUUCAGACGCAAAGAGGUGGUGAAGUUGCUGAGAGAGAGAGGAGCCCGUUUCUCCAGCGAUGAGCUGAAGGAUGCAGGAGCAGAGCUGUGCCGUCUGGCAUCCAAGGCUGACAUCGAGGGCCUGGAAAUGUGGCACCUGGCCGGGGGAGACCUGAACAUACGAGGCUACGACGGGAAGACGCCCAUGGAUGUGCCUCUGUUUGAUGGAAAUGAUGAGAAUGAAGAGUACAUCGAGUUCUCAGCCUGUCCAAAAGGACCCUGAAGACAAAGACCCUCAACACUUUUGCCUUUCUCUUUUAUCUCUACAUCCAUCCCCAUCACUCUCUCUCUGACUUUCCAUUUCACUCUUACAAUGGACAAUUUUAUAUAGAGAUUCAUCCAAGCCAUUUACAGUUUAUAUAUUUGCGUCCAUCCCAAGUACAGUUAGAGAACGGUACGCUGUAAAACUACUGGUAGAACAACAACAUGUCAAGUAAUAUUGAUACACUGUGCCUAGAACGGGCAGCACUAUAUCUAUGUGUAUGUUUUGUAUGUACCACAGUAUACUAUGUUGUAUGUGGAAGCAAUUCACUCUGUAUUAUUAGAGUAUAAUCAGUGUUCAUUGGAAGCACAGAGUACAAUGCUGUACCUUAUACUAAGCACUUCAUAAAGCACAUCGAAAGUGCCAUUUAUUCUAAGCUGAAAUCAUUGUGAAAUUUGCCUAGAUGUUUAUUGUCCCAAUUAUGUAUCAUUCAUGCAGUCCAUAUUUUAGCUCUACCUCCUUCUGAAAGUAAAGAUAACUGAGGUGUUUCCUGUUUGUAAAACAGUGCAAUUAGUUCCUCUAUCCUGCUAACACACAGCUCUUCUAGCAUAUAAACCCAGCUCCCUCUGUAGUCAAUAAAAAUGUCAUUUAGCAGAUGCUUUUAUCUAAAGCAACUUGCAGAGACAUACAGUUACUCAAAAUUACAUCAAUGUGAAAUUCCAACCCAUAUUGUCUUCCAUAGUUUUGUACUUCCUCUUCUGUUUUUGUUUCCUCCUGCUUACUUGUUUCAUCUCUCUGACAGCCCAGGCUGAGAGGAAGGUUAUAGCUGGAUAUCAAACCAGCUGUUGUCCCCCCAAAAGUGUUUUUAUCAUUAACUGUUACUCAGCGUUAAUCUCCUCUACUCUCUAUGUUCAUGGUCAACUAACUAUUUUAUUAUGUUAACCCUUGUGUGGUGUUCGGGUCUGUGGGAACCAUUUUACAUGUUUACUAAAAUAAAAAUGAUAAAAUGAAUUAUUUUUUUCAACCUGA
This is a messenger RNA of Salmo salar (Atlantic salmon), 3106 nucleotides long. It is a transcript of the gene lpp60, whose product is annotated as 60 kDa lysophospholipase. Gene Ontology annotation, molecular function: asparaginase activity; protein binding. Gene Ontology annotation, biological process: amino acid metabolic process. NCBI's taxonomy places the organism in Eukaryota, Metazoa, Chordata, Actinopteri, Salmoniformes, Salmonidae. The record is from RefSeq and is a predicted model, not a curated record.